AUGCUUGCAUCUGUGCUGUUUCAUGGCACGGCGGCUCAAACUACCCAUGUGGUCGGUAACGCCUUGGGCUGGAAUAUUCCUCCCAACGGACCUUCUGCUUACACUACCUGGGCAUCAACUCAGGCCUUCAGAGUCGGCGAUGUUCUUCUCUUUAACUUCAUCACCGGAUUCCAUAACUUUGCUGAAGUACCGCACGCGGCGUACGGCCCACGCACCAACGCCAACCCAAUCUACAUCGCCACCACCGGCCCGCUAGAGUCACCUUGA
Lactuca virosa is the source of this 267-nucleotide messenger RNA. The record is from the annotation of a GenBank genome assembly. Lineage: Eukaryota; Viridiplantae; Streptophyta; Magnoliopsida; Asterales; Asteraceae.